CAGUUGCACGUUAAGCCUUUGUUGGGAGUCGGUGAACGAAACCACGAAAUCACAGCAGCAUUCUUUCCAGGUUUUCCACAAAAGAAAGCCAUUUAAUUAACCUUGAGGGUUUACAAUGGGCUGCAUUUGCAUAAAGCAGCGACUUAAAUGUGAAGAGCUAAAUGUUCUCGCCUCUCAAGCUCCGUUUAACGUGACCGAGAUUGAAACUUUGUACAAGCUGUUCAUGAAACUUAGCAGUUCUAUAGUUAGUGAUGGGGUUAUAAGCAAAGAAGAGUUUCAGCUUGGAUUGUUUAGGAAUAGCAAGAAACAAAGUCUCUUUGCAGACAGGAUAUUCUACUUGUUUGACUCCAAACAUGAUGGGGUGAUAGAAUUUGAAGAGUUUGUUCGAUCUCUGAGCGUAUUCCACCCAGAAGCAUCUCAAGAAGAAAAAGUUGCUUUUGCAUUUCAAAUAUACGAUAUAUGGAAAUCUGGCUUUAUUGAACGCGAGGAGGUCAAGAAAAUGCUUUUGGAGUUUCUGAAGGAUUCAGAUAUGUUCCUUUCUGAUGAUAUCAUUGAAUCCAUUAUUGAGAAGACAUUUGAAGAAGCAGAUAUGAAAAGAGAUGGAAAAAUUGACAUGGAAGAGUGGAAAGAGUUUGUGUCUCGCAAUCCAUCCAUACUGAACAAUAUGACCAUCCCAUAUUUAAAGGACAUCACAACUGCAUUUCCUAGUUUCCUGGUGAGAUCAGACUGUGAAGAUGGCAAAGAAUCUCUAUAGAGAAAAACAUAUAUUCCUUAUCAUUAUUUGCCAAUUUAUACACGAAAUCAAUCUUACAAUCCAGGUCAAGUGCUAUUUAGUUUUCUGGCCUAUUCUGGUCAGUAAUAGAAGAGGAUAUGUAAACCAAGUAUGAUUUCAGAACCAAAUGUUUGUCCAUAUGUUGAGCACUUUGCCAUACUUGAAGCUUU
Messenger RNA from Juglans regia (Persian walnut), 942 nucleotides. RefSeq names its product calcineurin B-like protein 3. Lineage: Eukaryota; Viridiplantae; Streptophyta; Magnoliopsida; Fagales; Juglandaceae. The transcript is spliced from 8 exons. The record is from RefSeq and is a predicted model, not a curated record. Gene Ontology annotation, biological process: calcium-mediated signaling. Bases 116 to 754 code for a protein of 212 amino acids. Gene Ontology annotation, molecular function: kinase binding; calcium ion binding.